AUUGGUGAUCUUUCCCUGAAGCAUCAGGCGCUUUUCAUAGCAUCAUAGCACAGAGAGCACCACUAUUUGCGUGGCACUUGAGGCGUAUCAUUCGAGAAGUACGGGUGAAACAUGAUUCAGCUAGCCACUUUCUUGACUGCCUCCCUGUUGUUAGGCGUCGUUCAUGGCAAUGCAGGAACUAAGAAGAAGACAGGAUGUAACGAAGGCAAUACUGUAUCUCAGGUCCUCGCAGCAUUGCAGAAGGAGACGUAUUACCUCACGCGUACAACGAAUACUACGCGGGAGCCCUGUUACUUCCUGUCUAUUCAGGGGUUAAACGAAGAGUGCGUGUCCGGGACGCCAGUAACGUACGGAUACAAAGAAGGGAAAAAAUGGUUUAACGUAACAGAAGGGGUCACAGAGGAGAAAGGCGAGAAAAGCCAGAAAGAGCAUAGAUUUUCCUCGGGUCUUCGUGGGCCACUGAGCGGAAAGAAAGUAUCGGUUCAGGGCGAUAACUGUUUCGUCCUCCGUUUACAAGAUGAGAUUGAGCUAUGGGUCACGAAAGCUUUCGUUGACACCUCAACAUGCUGCAAAUCGACGUUCGAUAAGAUCACUAAAAACCAAAGAAGCCAGACGACAUACGAACCCGAUUUCUGCUGAGUGCGCCUUCAGUUGUAAACGUCUGCGACAAUGCAUCUCAAUAAAUUGUUUGAAAAUGUC
Molecule: messenger RNA, 699 nt
Organism: Ornithodoros turicata
Lineage: Eukaryota; Metazoa; Arthropoda; Arachnida; Ixodida; Argasidae
Exons: 5
Coding region: 112-639 (175 amino acids)
Source: RefSeq, a predicted model, not a curated record